Synchiropus splendidus (mandarinfish) is the source of this 1269-nucleotide messenger RNA. RefSeq names its product translocase of outer mitochondrial membrane 22 homolog (yeast) (gene tomm22). The transcript is spliced from 5 exons. The record is from RefSeq and is a predicted model, not a curated record. Bases 161 to 613 code for a protein of 150 amino acids. Gene Ontology annotation, biological process: intracellular protein transport. Lineage: Eukaryota; Metazoa; Chordata; Actinopteri; Syngnathiformes; Callionymidae. Gene Ontology annotation, cellular component: mitochondrial outer membrane.
CAAAGAUUCCUGAAGAAACCAAGUAUGGAUUAAAGUACGCCGUGGCUAUUAAGUUCUCAUUGACAAGCGUAUGGCUCUUCAAAACCUUUAAGGAAGGAUUCAUUGCAACCUUUUCUGCAACAUCAUUCAUAGGCUUCAAAAAGGAAAUUCAAGAUAUCAGAUGUCGAAGUUGACUGAUCUGGGUGGUGGAGCUCAGCAGGACCGCGGAGACAUGGCAGCUAUCGAAGAGCUUUCGCCGGCUGCGGGCCCCGUGUCUACCCGACCCUUGGAGGACGAGAUCGAUGACGAUGAAGACGAAGAUCUGGAUGAAACCCUGAUGGAGAGGUUGUGGGGUUUGACGGAGAUGUUUCCUGACACAGUCCGCUCCGUAGCAGAAGUAUCGGCUCAGUGUUCCGUCUCACUGGCCAAAAAGUUUUACAGCUUUUCCCGAUCAGCCCUCUGGGUGGGAACUACAUCCUUCAUGAUCCUGGUGCUCCCUGUUGUUUUUGAGACAGAACGACUACAGUUGGAGCAACAACAGCUACAACAGCAGAGACAGAUCCUGUUGGGACCAAAUGCUGGAAUGUCUGGUGGGAUGCCAGGCAUGAUGCCACCAGCCCCUGGAAAGAUGUAAAGAGAAGAUCACAACCUGCUUCUGAUGUCAGCACUGGGAAGUUCAUGACCUUAGUGGAGGAGAUAAAAAAAACCCCACUGCUGAUGAAUAUGAGAAAUUGUCCCUCACAACUUGUGCUUUCUGAAUCCAGUUGACUGGGUCACAAAUUAUGUUGCGGGACAUGGCAUGUUUAAAAUCUUCUUUUCACUGUCUCUAAGUCCAUCAUGCUGACGGAUUUUUUUUUUCAGCAGCGCUGCUUUUUUCUUCUUUGAAGUUUUUUUUUUUUUUUUGCUACAGGUGAAGAUUGGUUAUCCACUUCCCCAAACCACCUCAUGUUCAUCAUUGUGUGUGCUGUUAAGAAAGUUAUCUCUGACUGAGUAAUAAAUGCGCUCUGGCUCACCUGGGAUCCAGUAUUAACUUAUUGGAACUUAUUGUCUUUCUGUCUUAAGUCACCAGCGUCUCUAGUUUGUACAUCAUGUUUGUACAGCACAGUGGCAGAUAUGUAGGUACAUAAAUGAAAGGAGUUCAUUGGUUGUUAAAUUGAUUGUCAGAUGGCCACUCAAAGUAAGAUGAAUAUAAUGUUGAUGUAGCAUCACACAUCUCUCCUCCUGUCAUUUUUUUCAAUCCUGUUUUGUUUAUUGAAUGUUCAUUGUUCAAACAUUAAACAUUUGAAUUAA